This is a messenger RNA of Plasmodium falciparum 3D7, 876 nucleotides long. RefSeq names its product putative EGF domain-containing protein. The record is from RefSeq and is a predicted model, not a curated record. NCBI's taxonomy places the organism in Eukaryota, Apicomplexa, Aconoidasida, Haemosporida, Plasmodiidae.
AUGACAUUUCUGAUGGCGAAAAAUUAUGUUUUCUUUUUUUAUUUGUGUAGCUCUUUACUUUAUCAUAGAUACCCAUUUAAGAGUAAAUUUGUAUAUGAUAAUAAAAAUUUGAUACCUAACCUUUUUUUUUUUAAGGGGAAAUACAUAGAGGGUUCAAAUAUACUUAGUUGGAAUGAGGAAACAUAUGGUUAUUAUAAAUAUAAUAAAAUGAAUGAAUAUGGAAAGUUCAUUGGAAAAGACAUAAAAAAUAUAUUUAUGAGUAAAAAUCAAUGUCUGGUAAAUCAUAUAGAAAGAAGAGAAAUGAAUACAUCAUUUCUUUUGUAUAAUAUUAUAUCACAAAUAAAUGAAAUUAUAUAUUUGUUUAAAUAUAAUACGAUAAAAAAUAUUAAGAAUAUAUUCAAGAUAGUAUUAGUGAAGGAUUUCUUUUUAAUGUACAGGGAAAAUGAAAAUAAAAAUUAUAGAGGAAAAGAAUUAAAAGAAGAAAAACAUAAAAGCAGUGUAAUAUUUGUUGAAAGGGAAGUAAAUGAGAGGGGGAAAAUGGAACAUUUUAAUAUAAAAUUAAAACAGAAAGAAUGGUUUAGAAAUGUACGAAUUUUAAAUGAAGAAAAAUGUUUUUUAAAUUGUGGAAAAGGUGUUUGUAAGAAUACUCAUGGAUAUGAAUAUUGUAAUUGUCCAGAAGGCUUUUCAAGUAAUCCUGAAAAAAAUUUCGAAUGCGAAGAACAUUGUAAGGUAAACAAUGGAGGAUGUGAUAAGGACGCGAUAUGUGUACCUAUUUUAUCUGAGGAGGAAGAAAAAAAUAAUGUUGUAAAAGGAGUUGGAGUUAUAUGUAAAUGUAAAAAUGGAAAUACAAAAUAUAAUGGAUAUUAUUGUGGUUAG